AGUAUGCACAGGAUUGCGUGCAAAAUGAAGCAGUUUCAAGUCUGCCUGAAACGCACCCACGGUAGGUGCGUCGCGCUGCAAGCCUGGUUCUUUCUCUGGGCAACGGGGCUCAGCUUCAAGUUCUUGCGGGGCCCUUCGCGAUUUGGGCGCCCCAUUCGCGCCGUUAGGCUCGCCCCUCCCGCUGCUGCGCCUAUCAAAAAGCCGCGGCCCCGGGCGACAGGUUUCGUAGCCCCACCCCUGGCGCUCCAUGUGCGGAGCGUGAGGCCGGUUCCGCCUCCCGCGGCCAGUCCCUCUCUGGAGCUGAAAAUGGCUGCUGUCACGGGGGCGCUAGGAAGGUUACUGAGGCCCUCGGUCUUCCCCUGGAGGGCGUGCGCCGCUGCCGGAAGGUGCCUUACAGCCGCCGCGGCUGCAGGAGGGCGGAAGUGCGCGGACGGUGCGGCGCCCGCUUUUCCUCGGCGGCAUUUCAGCACUAGUUCUUCAAGGUUUGUUCCUGCUGUCACCCAGCAUGCUCCCUAUUUCAAGGGUACAGCUGUGGUUAAUGGGGAUUUCAAAGAGCUGAGUUUAGAUGACUUUAAAGGAAAAUAUCUGGUUCUUUUCUUCUACCCUUUGGACUUCACGUUCGUGUGCCCAACAGAGAUUGUCGCCUUCAGCGACAAAGCUAACGAAUUCCAUCAGGUGAACUGCGAGGUAGUUGGUGUGUCGGUGGAUUCUCACUUUACUCACCUCGCCUGGAUAAAUACACCACGGAAGAAUGGCGGCUUGGGGCACAUGAAUAUCCCACUUCUGUCAGACUUAACGAAACAGAUCUCUCGAGAUUAUGGUGUGCUUUUGGAAGGGCCUGGUCUUGCAUUAAGGGGUCUUUUUUUAAUUGAUCCUAAUGGAAUUAUCAAGCACUUGAGCAUCAAUGACCUCCCUGUUGGUCGAAGUGUAGAGGAAACACUUCGCUUGGUGAAGGCGUUCCAGUUUGUAGAAACGCAUGGAGAAGUCUGUCCAGCAGAUUGGACUCCACAUUCCCCCACGAUCAAGCCAAAUCCAGAAGAAUCAAAGGAGUAUUUUGAGAAAGUAAAUAAAUAAGAUCAUGAGUAAUAAUGAGGUAGAAGUAGACUACAUUUCCUCCAAACAAAGCUGACUUCCAGAAAGAGCAACUAUCAUUGUAAUAAAACUUCAAAAUUAUUUUAAUAUCUGUUGUGAUGGAAAAGUUGUUAUAUUUUGCAAGGUGUUUACUAUAGGGAUGAGUGACUUUGUCCCCAAGUGGAUUUAAGCAACACUCAUGGUGUUUCUUACAUGCAGCAUACUCAGAAACAAAAUAAUGCCUACCUACCCAUAUUAAAUCUGGGAUAUAUCCAUGCUUUUGAAUUGCUUACAAGGUAAACUGCAGGCUUCCCCUUCUUUAAGGAGCUGGUUAGAUUUUUAAAACAAAACAACCCCCACCCCAGUAGGUUCUGCCUUUUCCACCUAAACAGCCCAUGCUUUUCUUUUGGCCAUAGGUGGGAUGUAUUACAGAUGUAUAUUCACAGAUUUAGGAUUAAACUUGUUCUGCAAUGGGGUUUUGUGCACAGAUAAAUGCAAUGCUUAACUCCUGCACCUCUGCAAGGAAAGCCAACACAACAUGUGAAUGGUGAACUGAAAAUUGAAGUAAUUAAACUUUAAGAUUCCUGCAAUAUGGGACACCUAUAGGAUGAAAUAAAGUGAAGGAUUAAUGCUUUUCUUUUACAAAUAAACCCAAGGUGAAGCUGUGAACCAAAAAUCUUUGUUGGUGGUGUUGCUCAACAGACUCAUGCCUUCUAUGAAAUUGUUGAAUAGCUGACGUUGUCUGUUGCCACUUUCACAUGUAUUUCAUGGUAUGUUUGUAAUUAUGGGGUCGAUCCAUUAAUGGGUCUGUGAAUUACUACAGCUUGUUUCUAGAAUGAUAUUGAACAUCUGUAUCAAAAUAUGCAGCUAUGAAUUAAAGACACUUCCGAAAAACAGAA
Messenger RNA from Podarcis muralis (Common wall lizard), 1970 nucleotides. RefSeq names its product peroxiredoxin 3 (gene PRDX3). The record is from RefSeq and is a predicted model, not a curated record. Gene Ontology annotation, biological process: cellular response to stress; cell redox homeostasis; hydrogen peroxide catabolic process. NCBI's taxonomy places the organism in Eukaryota, Metazoa, Chordata, Lepidosauria, Squamata, Lacertidae. Gene Ontology annotation, molecular function: thioredoxin peroxidase activity. Gene Ontology annotation, cellular component: mitochondrion; cytosol.